AUGGCAACUGAUAUGAAAGCUGACACGAACCCCAGACCUCUUUCACUGUUACCAGCUACUUGGGUGCCAUACGCUCAGCUUAUGCGAAUGGAGAAACCAGCAGAUUACUUUGCAUUCUACUUUCCUCACAUUGCUGGCUUACUCUUAGCACAAUUUCAUGCUGCCAAUUUAUCUCUUCCACGCCCCAGCUUCGAGCAGCGCCUUGUUCCACAUUUGUACAUUUUAAGCGGAUGUCUAUUUCUGCGUGGUGCUGCAUGUACGUGGAACAAUUUUCUAGACGCCCCUUAUGAUCGACAAGUUGCACAAUGCAGACUGCGACCCAUUGCACGGAAUACUGUCAGUGGACCUGCAGCUUUGGUUUUCAUGGCCAUUCAAACAGUAUUAGGCGUGUUGACGAUCCUUGCGCCACUGCCUCAAGCGGUCCGCGCACCAGCGACCUUACUUUCCGCUACGCAGGUAGUGUAUCCUCUAUGUAAAAGAUUCACCGAUUAUCCACAGCUGUGGCUUGGUGCUUCAUUUGCCUUCGGAGUUGGUGUAGGCACCGGAGCAGGUGGCGUCGACCUUUUGGAGAUGUGUGGAAGAUUAGACGCACUGGCAAGUAACCUAAAAGACGACUUGAAAGCAGGAGCCAAAAGUUUAGCGGUGGCAUGGAGAAAUAACACCAAAAGGAACUGCGCAGUUUUGGCAGGAAUUGAGAUUGCUUUACUCGUAGCUACUAGCAUCCUCGGAAAGUUGACUACAAGCUUCAACAUAUUGGCGAUUGGCGGCACGAUAUUAGUGCUCAUCACGAUAUUGUACUCGGUCAAGCCCGAAGAUCCCGAAAGUUGCAUGUCAUAUUUUAAGUGGCUCAUCUGGGGAACUGGUGCCACUUUAUCUUUGAGGUUGUUAUCUGCUUGA
Botrytis fragariae is the source of this 897-nucleotide messenger RNA. Its product is annotated as putative 4-hydroxybenzoate polyprenyl transferase protein. The coding region runs from base 1 to 897 and encodes 298 amino acids. Gene Ontology annotation, biological process: ubiquinone biosynthetic process. The transcript is spliced from 3 exons. Gene Ontology annotation, cellular component: mitochondrial inner membrane. Gene Ontology annotation, molecular function: 4-hydroxybenzoate polyprenyltransferase activity. NCBI's taxonomy places the organism in Eukaryota, Fungi, Ascomycota, Leotiomycetes, Helotiales, Sclerotiniaceae. The record is from RefSeq and is a predicted model, not a curated record.